UGAACAAGCACAAGUACUUUGUGAAAGUUUAUACAGACUUGUAAAAGAGUCAUCAAUAUUAGAUUUGGAAUGUUUAUGUAUUGAAGAAAGUAAGGCCGUAUGGGUUUUGUAUGCAGAUCUUGUAUGCAUUAACUACGAUGGAAAUAUUUUUGAUGCGUGUGUAAUAGCCUUUAUCACUGCAUUAAAUAAUUUAAAACUCCGAAAAGCAACUUAUGAAGAUGGAAUGGUUAAAGCUACAGAAGAACGUGAAAUUAUGUUGAAUUUUGAAAGAUUACCUUAUUCUGCAACAUUUAGCAUACGUGUUGAUUUACGAUAUGUUUUUCCAAUACUAUCUCAGUUUGCUUUUGGAGCAGAUACAUUUCGUAGAAUACAACCUCAAGAAUAUUUAAGAAAAUUUGUACAACAAAAUAUUAGACCUGAUGGCAGAUCUUUUAAUGCUUUUCCAGAUGGAUCUUCGAUGAUUCGUAUUGGUAAUACAACAGUAGUUUGUGGUAUAAAAGCUGAAGUAGCAGAACCUAAAUUUGAUACUCCUCGUGAAGGCUAUCUAGUUCCAAAUGUUGAACUUUCACCGGUUUGUUCACCAAAAUUUAAACCUGGACCACCAAGUGAACAAGCACAAGUACUUUGUGAAAGUUUAUACAGACUUGUAAAAGAGUCAUCAAUAUUAGAUUUGGAAUGUUUAUGUAUUGAAGAAAGUAAGGCCGUAUGGGUUUUGUAUGCAGAUCUUGUAUGCAUUAACUACGAUGGAAAUAUUUUUGAUGCGUGUGUAAUAGCCUUUAUCACUGCAUUAAAUAAUUUAAAACUCCGAAAAGCAACUUAUGAAGAUGGAAUGGUUAAAGCUACAGAAGAACGUGAAAUUAUGUUGAAUUUUGAAAGAUUACCUUAUUCUGCAACAUUUACAGAUCCAACUGAAAUAGAGGAAUCUAUAGCUGAUGAAAAAAUUACUAUUAUUUGUGAUGAAAAUGAAGAACGUGAAAUUAUGUUGCAUUUUGAAAGAUUACCUUAUUCUGCAACAUUUACAGAUCCAACUGAAAUAGAGGAAUCUAUAGCUGAUGAAAAAAUUACUAUUAUUUGUGAUGAAAAUGUCAUAAUAAUUUUUAUUGAAUGCUUACUUCUCAUCAAAGUCCUUACAGCCGAUAUAAGAUUGAUUAAAUUUGUUUUAAGUGAUGGACCUUCUCCACCAAAACCAGGUUCAGAAUACUUGGCCAAGAAUAAAGAAAAUUUAAAAUGGGUUGAUAAAUUAAGAUUGGCAAAAGAUAUCGCAGCUGGAUUAAAAAUUCUACACGAUAAUGAUAUAUUUCAUGGAGAAUUGUAUCCUCAACAUAUAUUUAUAAAUGAUUCAAGAGCUCUUCUACAUAAUCCAAAUCUUUUCUCAUUUGAUGAGGAUGACGCUGUAUCCUCAACAACACCAUCAUACAAAAUUUCAGUGCCAGGCAUAAUACCAUACAUAGAUCCACAAACGUUUGCCAAAAGAUCAAGCCCUCGCACUCACAAUCUUCAAAAACCAAGAGAACAACAGCAACAGAUAAAAAAAAAUGAUGAUGAUGAAUACUUGAAUCAUCUUAAAUCAGAUAUUUAUAGUUUGGGUGUGAUUUUAUGGGAGAUAUCUACUAAUAAAAUACCUUUUGAUGACUCAAAAAAUCAAGUAUUAUUAACAGUUUCAAUAAUGAUCAGGAAUAAAAGAGAAUUACCCGCUGAAGGAUUCAUGGAAAUAUUUUCAGGAGUUUCUGAUUUUGAUUUAAUGAGGCGAUAUGAAGAUGAGCUCUUGAAUCAUUUAUAA
Molecule: messenger RNA, 1780 nt
Organism: Entrophospora sp. SA101
Lineage: Eukaryota; Fungi; Glomeromycota; Glomeromycetes; Entrophosporales; Entrophosporaceae
Source: the annotation of a GenBank genome assembly